Molecule: messenger RNA, 862 nt
Organism: Ectocarpus sp. CCAP 1310/34
Lineage: Eukaryota; Phaeophyceae; Ectocarpales; Ectocarpaceae
Source: the annotation of a GenBank genome assembly
GUACCAGACGAAGGAAAUCAUGUGGAUGGGUCCCGAUUGGAUCGUGCAGGAAAUCAAGGAUUCGGGCCUCAGGGGUAGGGGCGGCGCCGGGUUCCCUUCUGGCCUAAAGUGGUCCUUCAUGCCCAAGAACACCGAUGGCCGGCCGUCCUUCCUUGUCGUGAACGCCGACGAAUCAGAACCGGGAACCUGCAAGGUCGGUUGGUCGGUCUAGCGUUUUUUCUUUUUGUCGCACAGUAGUCGUUGCCCCGGUUUUUGCGGUCAAUAGUAUCACAAAAUGUGGUAAACUGUAACCGCUGUUGAGGGCAUCGCCGCCACACCGGAUUGGCAGUUAUAUGGUAUGGUUGUUUUGACUACCGAGGGGCAGACGUGCCACGAGAGGUGGAACCGUUAUUCUGGGCAUCCUGCUAAAUCACCGCUAUACCGGAUUGAGAGUUCUAUGGUAUGGGAUGAUAGUUUUGACUACCCAGGUGCAGCCGUGCCACGAGAACUGGAACCGCUACUCAGGGCAUCCCGCGAAUUAGGAAAGGAACGAACCGCUAAACCGGAAGCUCGUACACUCAAGGAGAAACGGCAGUCUUUUAAUACAUUAGGUGUUUUGUUUCUUCAUCCUUUGUUAAGCCAUAGAGGGCGGUGCCGCUGUACCUUUGCUUUUUUGUCGUACACUAAGCCGAAACAGCAGUCUCCAUACACAGGUUUUCGUCUCGUCGUCCUUUGUUGUGCCACGGUGGGAACCUGCACGGUCGGUCGGUGCUCUGCCGUGCCUUUGUGGUCGUUCCGUUGGACCAGUUGUACGGAUAUUAGACGGUGCAGGUAGUCGCGUAUCGCUCUGGUGUGUCCGCAGCCCGAGUUCUUCAUUUGCGUG